Messenger RNA from Morus notabilis, 432 nucleotides. RefSeq names its product 17.4 kDa class I heat shock protein. The record is from RefSeq and is a predicted model, not a curated record. Gene Ontology annotation, biological process: response to heat; protein folding; response to salt stress. Lineage: Eukaryota; Viridiplantae; Streptophyta; Magnoliopsida; Rosales; Moraceae. Bases 1 to 432 code for a protein of 143 amino acids. The transcript is spliced from 2 exons.
AUGACAUGGCUGGGACCGUGGCUUGGGUGGCGCAGAGGCAGCUGGGACGAAAACUGGAUCGGGUCGGACGUGUGGGACCCUUUCGGGUUCGGUUCGUCCAGCGAACGCCGCGACGACACCGCUGCUCUCGCUGGCGCCCACGUAGACUGGCGUGAAACCGACAACUUCCACAUCUUUCGUGCUGACGUUCCCGGGGUGAGAAAGGAGGAAGUAAAGGUACACGUGGAGGACGGUAACAUACUCCAGAUCGACACGUGGCACCGAGUCGAGAGGCGGCGCGGCAGCUUCGUAAGGCGGUUCCGGCUGCCGGACAACGCCAACCUCGACGACAUCAAGUGCAGCCUCGAGGACGGAGUGCUCAGCGUCAUGGUUCCCAAGAAGGAAACUGAUCAGGAAACUCGCGGCAAUGUUAGGCACAUAGAUAUAGAUUGA